Diaporthe batatas is the source of this 4016-nucleotide messenger RNA. RefSeq lists its product as uncharacterized. Lineage: Eukaryota; Fungi; Ascomycota; Sordariomycetes; Diaporthales; Diaporthaceae. Bases 695 to 2785 code for a protein of 696 amino acids. The record is from RefSeq and is a predicted model, not a curated record. Gene Ontology annotation, molecular function: oxidoreductase activity; FMN binding. The transcript is spliced from 4 exons.
GUUUCAUUCCCACGGCAGUCUCUGUCUGUGGUCGAAGUUUGCCCCAGGUGCAGAGGCGCCCGACGGACUGAAGCCAGCGUCUCGGGGCGAGUUCUCGGGGCGAGUUGGUCCAUUGUGCCGCCCGCUCGAGGACCCUCUCCUUCGCGGGUGCCCCCAUUCGGCUUUCAUGGCGACCCUCCAGGCCUCGUGGGCGAGUGGGCUCCGCUCGCGGAGGCAGAUCGAACGAGGGUUCCCCACACUCGGACGAGACCCCGGGGUCUGGGAUCCUGGCGUAUUUUGGUCAGCCGUCGAGCCAGGCCAGCCAGGAGUUGAACACCUCGGCACAAUUUCCCCGACAACCAGCUCCAAGGCAGCGGGCCAGCGAGCAUCCUCGGUCACUUUCGCCGCCGAUUGCCUAAAGUGUCGGCCUCGUCGCCGAGGUCGAGGCUGUCCUCCCAGGGAACUGCAUCGUGAAGCUCAGUCUGCAGACUUUUGAUGGCCUCAGUGACGAUGAGAAUCUCGAAGAUGGGCCAAAAAAAAUGCCCGGGUUGGGACAAAGGAGCUGCCGACUGGUGCCCGGUCCUGCGUGUUGUUUGCGUGCCUCCUCGCCUCCCCACGGUCUGUAAUUCUGGGAGGUGGCAUCCCUGCUAGACUUUUUGACCUCGGCUCACGAAUCAGAAGGGCAGCAAAUCGGCUUAGUGCUACCCUCCCCCCAAUGGAACCUGGCAAGUCUGGGGUAAGACCCAACCAAGCAACAGCCGGUGCUCAAGCCGUUGACUGCCAUAUCAACCUGGCGCAUUCCAAUCCUCCCUACUUCUCUCCUUCAACAUCUUCUAUUCCCCUUCUACCCUCCUCCCGUUUCCUCCCAUCUUCGGCGUCUUCUUUGUUCCUCUACCCAUCAAACAAUCUAGAAGGACCUCUCACAAUGGCACCAAGAGUCAUCGUUGUAGGCGGCGGCUUGUCCGGGCUGAGCGCUGCGCAUACCAUUUACCUCGCCGGUGGAAAUGUUGUCGUUCUUGACAAGCAGGGCUUCUUCGGAGGCAACUCGACCAAGGCCACCUCCGGCAUCAACGGUGCCUUGACCAGGACGCAGGUCGACACCAAGAUUCAAGACAGCGUCAAGCAGUUUUACGAUGACACACUUAAGUCUGCCAGAGACAAGGCAAGGCCGGACCUGAUCAAGGUCCUGACCUACAAGUCCGCGGCUGCCGUCGAGUGGCUGCAGGAUGUCUUCAACCUUGACCUGACUCUCGUUUCGCGGUUAGGUGGUCACUCCCAGCCACGAACACAUCGCGGUCACGACGCAAAAUUCCCCGGCAUGGCCAUCACAUACGCCCUCAUGCAGAGACUUGAGGAGCUUGCCGAGACCGAGCCUGACAGGGUAGAGAUCAUCAAGAAGGCCCGCGUUACAAGCCUCAACAAGGAUGGGAACACUGUCACUGGUGUGAAGUUUGAGCUCAACGGCGAGGAACAGUCCUUGGAUGGCCCCGUCGUGCUUGCGACCGGUGGUUACGCCGCUGACUUCAGUGAGACUUCGUUGCUGAAGAAGCACAGGCCAGACACAUACGGUCUUGCCACCACCAACGGCACCCACGCCACCGGUGACGGUCAGAAGAUGGUCAUGGCCAUCGGUGGAAACGGCAUCGACAUGGACAAGGUUCAGGUGCACCCUACUGGUCUCGUUGACCCCAAGGACCCCGGCUCCAAGUGGAAGUUCCUCGCUGCCGAGGCUCUGCGUGGAGAGGGUGGUCUCCUGAUCAACGGUGACGGAGACCGUUUCUGUGACGAGCUUGGUCACAGAGACUACGUCUCCGGCAUGAUGUGGAAGGAAAAGGAUAAGGGCAAGUUCCCUAUCCGCCUCAUCCUCAACUCCAAGGCAUCCAAUGUGCUGGACUUCCACACUCGCCACUACUCUGGCCGUGGUCUGAUGAAGAAGAUGACCGGAAAGGAGCUGGCCAAGGAGAUUGGCUGCUCUCCAGACCACCUGCAAAAGACCUUUACAACAUACAACGCCAUUGCAGACGGCAAGCAGAAGGACCCCUGGGGCAAGAAGUUCUUCCACAACGGCCCCGUGGACAUCAACGAUGACUUCCACGUUGCCCUGAUGGAGCCCGUCCUGCACUUCACCAUGGGUGGUAUCGAGAUCAACGACAAGGCCCAGGUGCUCAACUCGGAGCAGAAGCCUUUCGAUGGUCUCUUUGCAUGUGGUGAGCUUGCCGGUGGUGUCCACGGCGCCAACCGACUGGGCGGCUCUUCCCUUCUCGGAUGUGUCGUAUACGGCCGUGUAGCUGGCGACACCGCAAGCAACUACCUCUUCCAACAGGCUCUCAAGGGCGCAGCAGGAGGCGGCCCCGGCGCUCGUCUGGGCCAGAUCUCCCUCCACCUGGACCCUGCCGCUGGCAAGGUCACUCUCGACUGGGGUUCCGGCGGCGCUUCCUCCGGGGCCCUGACCUCGCAGCCCAGCACUUCUGCCACGGGGCCUUCACCCCAGGCUGAAUCAGGCAAGGCUGCUUCCAAGCCCAACAACCCCAAGGAAUUCAAGAUUCCUGAGAAGGAGUUCACGAUGGAGGAGGUCGCCAAGCACAACAAGAAGGACGACCUGUGGGUUGUCGUGAAGGGUGUCGUCAUGGACCUCACCAACUGGCUCGAUGAGCACCCCGGCGGCCCUCAGGCCAUCAUGAACUUCAUGGGACGUGACGCCACGGAGGAGUUCGAGAUGCUGCACGACGACGAGGUCAUCCCUAAGUACGCACCACAGCAGGUCAUCGGCAGGGUGAAGGGGCAGACACCGAGCCUAGAGCUAUAAAUAUCAGCCUCGGUGGUUUAUGAAAAGAAACAAAUUAGUCACUGCAUUACCAAUCGACUCAUGAGAGUGUGGGGGACAAGGGGAAUCAGCUGAGGCGAUUAUACUGCCGGCCUCCAGACGUGAGAGGAAACGGUGCGUACGCACGCAUGUGCAAGUAGACCAGCAUUGGCGGUGUGCAAGAAGGGCGCAUGCAGGGAACUUUUGGGUACCACGAAGUGGCGUAGCCCGUAUCUGAAUGACGAGUGAAUGUGCGACGGAAUGUUUCGACCAAACCAAAAAUAUGUUCGAUCUAGGCUGAAGGACCAAGGGGUCUUUUCUUAGUGUUAUAUAUCUGUUGUAUAGCCGCUGUGUUCACAUACUAUAUGCAUCUCCAACACCCAAGUGCUUUGCGUAUGUGCCAGCAGCAUUGCCGCUGACGCCGGUAAACCCAGAGGAUAAUCGAGCACGAUGUGUCUCUGUCUCACCUCCGCGACCAUUGCAGCUGAGAGGGCGACGUAGCCCCGGCUGUCUGUCUACUCCCGAUGUCUACACUACACUACAACAAACGAGGACAUCUGGAGGAUUCCGGGCGGAUAUCCGCCGUCUCUCUCUCGAAAUUCCCGACUGGUCUCACCACUCAGGCACACAACCCGGAAUCCCAUCACCGAGACGCCCGGGUGGGUUAUCGCGAUGCCACCUGGUGGGCCAGGUCACAUUCCGAACAGUGCUUACUGUACUCACACGUGGGUGGGCGGCAAAGUGGGCAGAGGUGACUGGUUGGCUGGCUGCUCACUCUUGCACGGCACACACACAUAAAUACAUACAUACACACUGAAAUGUUGGAUGAGCCAUUAUGACACGGCCACGGCGGGGGCCUUUUUUUCGUUUCUUUUUUCACGGGUAUGUCUGCACGGGCGGCGGUUGCCCAUCCACCAGAACCGAGGCAAUCGUUAGAAAUCGGUGCGGGCCGUGGAGGACUUGACCUCUGUAGGCUUCGUGCAUAGGUAGAUAGACACAAUGGGCAUAGGCGUGGGGCAUGGGCAUUAGCAUGGGCAUGGCAUGGCAAAUCCCACCAUGCGACCUGCAUGUCUCAGCUGGCUCGUUUAAUUUCCAUAGGGCACAGCCGAGUGCGGCUGGUGUGGGUGAGUAAGUGAGUGUGCGUGCAACACAGUAUUUCUCUGGCUUUCUUUUUCUCUGCUUUUUCCACUGUAUUUCGACUCCUCGUAGUGCAGAGGCAACGUGGCAGGCAGGC